AUGGGGAAUGAAAACUCGCUUCCGAUGGAAUUGUGCUCAAAUUUUGAUGCCGACGAAAUCAGACGUUUGGGCAAACGGUUCCGCAAACUCGAUCUGGACAACUCCGGCGCUUUGAGCUUAGACGAAUUUUUAUCACUGCCUGAACUUCAACAGAACCCUCUUGUGCAAAGAGUUAUAGACAUAUUCGAUGAAGAUGGCAAUGGUGAAGUAGACUUCAAAGAGUUUAUUCAAGGAGUGUCUCAAUUCAGUGUUAAGGGAGACAAAGAAUCAAAGUUGCGAUUUGCGUUUCGAAUCUAUGAUAUGGAUAAUGAUGGAUAUAUAUCAAAUGGUGAAUUAUUUCAAGUUUUGAAAAUGAUGGUUGGAAAUAAUUUAAAAGAUACUCAGCUUCAGCAAAUUGUGGAUAAAACUAUAUUGUUUGCGGACAAAGAUGAAGAUGGCAAGAUUAAUUUUGAAGAGUUCUGUUCUGUUGUUGGCAACACGGAUAUACACAAAAAGAUGGUUGUAGACGUUUAA
Macrosiphum euphorbiae (potato aphid) is the source of this 513-nucleotide messenger RNA. The record is from the annotation of a GenBank genome assembly. Lineage: Eukaryota; Metazoa; Arthropoda; Insecta; Hemiptera; Aphididae.